Messenger RNA from Amaranthus tricolor (Joseph's coat), 1100 nucleotides. RefSeq names its product heavy metal-associated isoprenylated plant protein 39-like. Gene Ontology annotation, molecular function: metal ion binding. The transcript has 3 exons. NCBI's taxonomy places the organism in Eukaryota, Viridiplantae, Streptophyta, Magnoliopsida, Caryophyllales, Amaranthaceae. The record is from RefSeq and is a predicted model, not a curated record. The coding region runs from base 295 to 702 and encodes 135 amino acids.
GACAAAAAUGCGUUAUUAUACGACAGGGUCAAGGAAAUUAAAUUAAGACUUGGCAAUGUCUCCAUAAGAGAAUAGUGAUGUAAUGAUAUCAUUAAUCAACUAUAACAAAUUCCUUCCUCAUCUCAUCUUGUAUAAAUAAUAAUACUUGUCUUGCAAGAGCUGAUCAUCUCAUAUUCUUAUCCUUCUUCCAUUUCUUUUUCAUUAUUCUUUGUAUACUCUGUUUGUAUUAUCUACUACUAUUCAAAUCUUGCACGUAGCUUUUUUACAAGAAAUUAAAGAACAGAGCAAGCAAUAAUGCAGAAGGUGGUGCUAAAAUUGGAUCUUCACGAUGAUAGCAAUUCCAAGCAAAAAGCUUUGAAAAUGGUCUCCUCUAUUUCUGGUCUUGAUUCAAUCUCAAUGGAUAUGAAGGAGAAGAAACUGACAGUAAUCGGGGAUAUGGAUCCUGUGGCAGUGGUUAAAAGGUUAAGAAAGACUUAUUACACAGAAAUUCUCUCGAUUGGUCCUGCAAAAGAACCCGAGAAGCCAAAGGAAGGACCCAAAAAGCCAGCGGACCCACCCACAGUUGUAGUCCCACUGACUGAUUUUUACCAGGCCUGGCCAGGACAUAGCAACUCCUUUAUUUAUCCAACCCAUCCUUCAUAUAAUGGCUAUGUUUGUGCCAGAAGUGUAGAAGAUGACCCAAUUGGAUGUGUUAUUUGUUAAUUUAAGGACACAGUACCAAUUAUGUGUGGAGCGGUCUUUUGAGAUUUUGUUGUUUAUGGAACCAUCUACUGUAAUUAGACCGGAUUUUAAACGGAUGUCUACUUGUCUAUAGACGACAUCUGUGACAAAUGAGAAUUUUGAAAAAAGUAAAGUUUAAAAAAUUAAGAAUGUAUUGUAAAUAAUUUUUUUAGGUAUAUUUAUGCAACUUGCAACUUGCAACUUAGCAUCGUUCUUAUGAUUGAAAAUAGUGUGAAAGUUUUCCAGUUUGUACAAUAGAGCCUUUUAUCUCCUAUUUUACUUUAAUUAAAUUAAAUUAGUAUUUUGUGCUUUAAAGAUUGUAACAAUUGUGUCUUUUCUAUAUAAUAAGUUUUUGGUUUGAUUUCGAAACGAAUAAAACA